AGAACUCAAAUCAAUUAGGGUUUAAUUUGGCGGGGGGGAGCAUUUCCAGUUUGGGUUUAAGAACCCAUGAGCUCAGGGAUCAUGAUGCAAUCAAGCAGAAGGGAAAUGCUUUUUCGUUCAAUCGGAGUGUAUCUCGCCGCCCUUCGCCACUUUUCGGCCGAAGCAGCGGCCCGGACAGGCUCCGACGCCGCCAGUUCGAGCGGCGGUGGAGACACGCUGGGGCGGAGGCUUCUGAGCCUUGUGUACCCAAAACGCAGUGCCGUCAUCGCCAUCAAUAAAUGGAAGGAAGAGGGUCACGUGGUCCCCGGCAAAUACCAGCUCAAUCGCAUUGUUCGUGAGCUUCGCAAGAGCAAGCGCUACAAACACGCACUCGAGGUAUGUGAAUGGAUGACCUUGCAGCGAGAUAUCAAGCUAGUGCAAGGAGACUAUGCUGUUCACUUGGAUUUGGUAACUAAAAUUCGAGGUUUAAAUAGUGCAGAGAAAUUCUUUGAGGAUCUUCCUGAUCGAAUGAGGGGCCAACAAACCUGCUCUGCACUUCUCCAUGCCUAUGUCCAAAAUAAUUUGGUUGACAAAGCUGAGGCCCUCAUGUCAAAAAUGUCAGAAUGUGGCUUUUUAGGAUGUCCUCUUCCUUAUAAUCACAUGAUGUCUCUCUACAUUUCGAAUGGGAAGCUAGAAAAGGUUCCUAAAAUUAUUCAGGAACUAAGGAUGAACACUUUGCCAGAUGUCGUCACUUUCAAUUUAUGGUUAACUUCUUGUGCUUUGCAGAAUGAUGUUGAAACUGCGGAAAGAGCACUGCUUGAGUUAAAGAAGGCAAAAAUAGAUCCAGACUGGGUAACAUACAGUACGUUAACCAAUUUGUACAUAAAAAAUGCUCGCUUUGAGAAGGCAGGAUCUACUGUGAAAGAGAUGGAGAACAGAACCUCAAGGAAAACUCGAGCUGCAUUUUCCUCUCUCCUUAGCUUGCAUACAAACAUGGGGAGCAAGGAUGAUGUUAAUCGAAUAUGGAAGAAAAUGAAUGCCUACUUUCGCAAAAUGAAUGAUAAUGAGUACAUUUGCAUGUUAUCCUCACUUGUGAAGCUUGGAGACGUUGCUGAAGCUGAGAAUCUUUAUAGGGAGUGGGAGAACAUUUCUGGGACCAAUGAUGUCAGAGUUUCAAACAUUCUUCUUGCUUCAUACAUUAACCAAGACCAGAUGGAAAUUGCUGAAGAUUUUUGUAAUCAGAUAGUGCAAAAGGGCAUCAGUCCUUCUUACACUACAUGCGAGCUAUUUACACGGGGUUAUCUAAAAAGGAAGGAUGUGGAAAAAUUUCUGGAUUAUUUUAGUAAAGCUAUUUCUAGUGUGAAAAAAUGGAAUCCUGAUCAAAGGUUAAUACAAGAAGCAUUCAAAAUCAUUGAGGAACAAGCUCAUGUUGAGGGAGCAGAACAGUUGUUGGUUAUUCUUCGGAAUGCUGGCCAUGUGAAUACUAAUAUAUAUAAUCUGGUUCUCAAAACUUAUGCAACAGCUGGUAAAAUGCCUCUCAUUGUCGCUGAGAGGAUGAGAAAGGACAAUGUUAAGCAGGAUGAAGAGACUAAGAGACUCUUGGAUCUAACCAGUAAAAUGUGUGUGAGUGAUGUUUCAAGGAUUUUGUCCUAACCUAAGCGCCAAUUAAUGGAGUCUUAGCUAGUGUUUGGUUGACGUGUUUGUGCGGUAUGGGACAUCGCAUAUCUUUUUAUGUGCACUGCGUUUUGCAAAUCCAACAGAACAUGACAUGGGGUUAAAAAGUAGCACAUUUUGCUAUAUCAAAAGGCAUGGAACCAAUGAAUAUGGAACAUGAUAGUUCCAUUUUGUUCUGUUCUCGUGCCAACGCUGCCUUAAGAUAACGUGGAAGACUUGAAUGUUUUUUGGCUUCGACUUUUUGUAGUGUACCUCCCAUUUGUGAAUAUGUUUAUGAAUGUAAGAGAACUUGGCAAUUGAUACCAAUUUUGACCGAACCUAGAUUUCGGAGGCAGAAUCCGUUGAUAGCACUGGGCCAAUAAUAUUCACGAUUUUUUUGUUCCUUUUUUGGCACAGUGGGGGACUGAAGCCCAACUUGUAGCAAUGUACUUGUAUACAAUGAUCUCUCUUUCAUAGAAAUCUGGAAGCUUAAUAAAUUCAUGGCAGUUGUUAAUUCUGCCAACAUUUCU
Abrus precatorius (Indian licorice) is the source of this 2162-nucleotide messenger RNA. RefSeq names its product pentatricopeptide repeat-containing protein At4g02820, mitochondrial. NCBI's taxonomy places the organism in Eukaryota, Viridiplantae, Streptophyta, Magnoliopsida, Fabales, Fabaceae. The transcript is spliced from 2 exons. The record is from RefSeq and is a predicted model, not a curated record. Gene Ontology annotation, molecular function: protein binding. Bases 67 to 1632 code for a protein of 521 amino acids. Gene Ontology annotation, cellular component: mitochondrion.